UAUGCCUUUGUUUGAAUUUUGAUAUUUGACGUACGUCAAUUCCAGUAAUAAUAAAUAAAUAACUUGACCGUGCUUGUAAAUUAAGUGAUUCAUAGUUGACGCGAUGUUAAAUAAUACGCGAAAAAAUGCGUUUUGUAAAUGAAACCAAUUAACUUCGAUUAAUUGGAGCAAUGUUCUAAGCGAAGUGCGUAAUUAGAUCGGAAAGGCGUAGUCCCAAAAUAUUUUUCCAAGAGAUGGGCGAUAAAACUAACAAAACGGUGAUUGGGGCGGGGACUGGUAUUCCUUCUAAGCCAGUCCCUAUGAAAUUAUUUGCUACAUGGGAAGUCGAUAGGACUCCUUCCAAUUGCAUUCCAAGAUUAUGUUCCCUUACAUUGUCUCGAUUAGUAGUUUUACGACCACUCGGAGCAGAUUUGGCUUCCAUAUCUAUUGCUGUUAAAAUGCAAUCUAGUAAACGCACAUUACGUUCGAACGAACUGUUAUUACCGCCAAACGGUUUGCUUGACACCGGAUUAGAAUUGACUUUCAGUUUGCAAUAUCCGCAUUUCCUUAAGCGAGAUGGAAAUAAGUUGCACAUUCUAUUGCAACGCAGGAAACGUUACAAAAAUCGCACAAUGCUGGGCUUUAAAACAUUGGCGGAAGGAAUUAUUCGUAUGGAUCAGGUUUUGCAAAAACAAAUGGACAUUGAAUUAGAGCUUUUCCCAGAAAACAGUGGCAAAGACAAAGCUGCAACGGUAGUAGCCCGCCUUACUGUAUUACAACUAAGUUCAACACCUGUAGAUCAAGAACAUAAGACUGAUCGUGAUAGAGACUUUAGUGACGAAGAAGACGAAUUUAGCUCAGCGGAAGAAGAAGGAGGAGAUCUUUCCGACAGUGAACCGCUACGUUCCAAAAUGCCACACGCAAGACACAACCUAAAGCAGAGAUUCGUCUCAUUAUUAAGAAGGUUUCGUAUGGCAGAUUCGGAAGGUGGCCGUGGCGCUUCUCUAGCAAAUCCCAGUGAUAUUCAAGCAUUAUUCCAAGAGUUAGAGUCGUUAAGUUGCGAUGAGGAUUCUGGUGCUGAGCAAGACACUAUGUCAAUAUCGAGCACACCAAAACCUAGUUUAAGGCCGUUUUUCAGUAGUAGUCGCAGUUUAUUAGAUAAUCAUCCGGCACCAGAAACAGAACGUAGUGGAGAAGAAAAAAAUUACUCAGGUAGUGACGGAAAUGCAGACAUAUGCUGGACUGAUCAUGAAGUGCAAUCCGAUCCACAAAUCGGCUCUCCACCUUUCGAUAAGUUACCUCCGAAGGGUGACGAAAACUUAGAAGUGGGGGAACGCAAAAGUAAAUUAUUUCGUACUCCUGCUUUGGCAGGUAAAAAGAAGAACUCGUUAAGUAUUGGAACGGAAUGCACUACUCCCGAAACUAUAAUUGCUCGAAAAUCAUUUCUUGAGCAAGUCGCCCGUUUACUUCCUCCUGACGAAAUAAACUUACCCGAUGUUGUUCUGCUUGUAUCUGGUACGGAACCGCAGGCUUCCCCAUUGUGCAACAGAUUAGUGCAUCAUCGCCUCUUCCAACCGUUGUCUGGUCCAGAGGUCCGUUCCGUUCUAACUUCGCUUGUAAAUAAAAUUCAAAAGUAUUGCAACAGUUGUGCUAAACCUAGUAAUCCAAUCAAACUGGUAUUGGUUGGUGGUGAUGCACUUGUUGGAUGGACGUUACGUCCAUAUGUAGACUUACUUUCGUCUAGAUCUCCAGAAUGGAUUAGUUACAUACGUAUUUAUAUAGUACCUUUAGGCAUUUGUACCAUUGCACGUCAUCUAGCUUCUUUAGAUGCUGGUUAUUCAAAUCUGUUUCCCUUGGAUACAGAGCUCAAAGGAGACGAACUAGCAAACCGUUUGAUACGUUACAUUUCACUUCCUCCAUUUACUCCAGUUGCUAAUUUACCUUUAGCAGAAGCAAUGCUUACGUGCCAAGAUGAUUCCAGUCAACUUUUUAUUCCAUUUGUAAAUGAAGUUCGUGUGGGACCCACCGAUAGCGCACUAUCUGUGUCAGUUGAUAUGGAAGACUUAAUGUGUUCAAGUCCCCCCGGUCCUCCUCCUUUAACACCUCCUUCAUCGCCCAACGUACAAGCAAGAGAAUCUCCUUGGGAGCCGUUAGAAUUACAACUUGAUUAUUGGCAAUUUCCAAAGGUCAAUGAGAACAUAAAGACUGACAAACUGAAACAAGACGGAAAAAUAUCAUUGAAGGGUCUGUUUCGAGGAUUACAAGCAAAUCCAAGUUCGUGUUCAGGAUUGUGUACGGGACUUAAUCUCACAAUGCAUGUCUCGACAAAAGAAAAGAAACAAAAAAUAAUGCGUCUUGGCAAGAAGAAAGAAAAAGAACGAGAACCUGAGGCGCGAAGUCAGUUUGUGGAAGGCAUAUCCAGAUUGAUUUGCUCAGCUCGUGCAUCUCAUUCUCCUCCUAUGCGCGUGUUCAUUGAUGGAGCCGAGUGGAGUGGUGUUAAAUUUUUCCAGUUGAGUUCUACGUGGCAAACUCACAUAAAACACUUAACUGUUGCUUUGGUUGGCGCGCCCAUAGCCGGUACGGAGCUCUCCUAACGUAGAGUAGUGAAUUCGCAGCGCUUAUAAACGUAUAUUUAAACUUCGAUCUGAAUUUUCCUCCAAAACUGGAUAAUGUCAAAAUGUUUGCAAUCUAAUUUGUGAUAUUUCUUUUAACCACUAACUAAAAUACGGCUGUUACAUUUUGAUAUGAUAUACGCCUUUUUUCUAUUAGGAUAAUAAGAAGUGUUUAUAAAAUUGAGAGUGAAGCAAAACCAAAGUUUUUUAUGCACUAAGAAUUAUAUUUUCGAUGUAGAUUAUCUUAGCGAAACGCUGUAAUGUAAGAUAUUGGAGGAAAAUCAGUUGCAAUUUUGUGUGAUGUAGCUUGUAGAUUAUUAUUAAUGUGCAAAUCAUAAAUUGUAUGUAAUUGUUAAUUAAGCAAUCGACAAAAUUGCUGUCCCAAGUUAACUGCAUACGUAGUACUAGUACCAGUAUAUAAAGAUGUUUUUCGUGUAUCGAGGUGAAGGCAGACAGUUAUUUAAUGGAAAGUUGCUGACCGGUUGACAAUACUUGUCAUGGCUCAAUAUAUUUUAUUAGUAGCUUAUUAGUAAAAGACUGCAACCCAAACUUGCGUUUGUAUCAAUAAAAAUAAAUACUCUACAUGUGAUAUCGUAGACUUCAAAAUUGAGUUAGGUUAGUCGAGGUAUUGAUUUAUUAAUUAUAUGAAUGUUAAUGAUUGUUGUGUAGAUAUACCAAACAAUGCACAUUAACUACAAGAAGACAUUAUUGUUGUAGUUCUAGUCAUAAAUAUACAUGCUUCGAUGACAUAUAGUAUAGAGACAAAUGCUUAACUAUUAGUACCUAAUAGAUAAAUGAAUAGUAUCAGUAUAUUUAUUAUUUGUACUUGGAAUGUUGGAUUUUAAGCAUAUAUGUAUAGUUUAAAAUCGCUUAUUCUGAUAUACACUUUGUUUUAAUA
This is a messenger RNA of Photinus pyralis (common eastern firefly), 3489 nucleotides long. RefSeq names its product phosphofurin acidic cluster sorting protein 1 (gene KrT95D). The record is from RefSeq and is a predicted model, not a curated record. Gene Ontology annotation, biological process: protein localization to plasma membrane. The coding region runs from base 234 to 2573 and encodes 779 amino acids. Lineage: Eukaryota; Metazoa; Arthropoda; Insecta; Coleoptera; Lampyridae. The transcript is spliced from 11 exons.